AUGAGUUGGAUUGCCGGUGUUAUCCACCUGUACAUGCAGAUUAUAACAGCUGCCGUUUCGAGUAAUAAGUCNGGUCUCACUACCUUAUUUUAUAGAAAUGUUUUUUCGGGUUUUGUUAAAGGUUUUGUUGCUAUUGUGAAAGCAACUAAAGAUAAUUUGCUCAUUCUCGAAUGGUAUAAUAUAUCAACAAAAAUAAAAUAUAUGUUAUUAAUAUAA
Messenger RNA from Ascoidea rubescens DSM 1968, 216 nucleotides. RefSeq lists its product as uncharacterized. NCBI's taxonomy places the organism in Eukaryota, Fungi, Ascomycota, Saccharomycetes, Ascoideales, Ascoideaceae. The transcript has a single exon. The record is from RefSeq and is a predicted model, not a curated record. Bases 1 to 216 code for a protein of 71 amino acids.